AACAACUAAAGAUCCAGAGGGAAAAAAAAGGAGCGCAAAAUCAACAACUGCAGCGAGCGAGUAAAAUCAGAGAUCGGCGCGGCGUGAGGGGGCGAGUUGGGAGACAAAACAAAACUCCCUUUCCGGAUUGGGGAAGGCCACAAGCAAAACCCUAAAUCUUCGCGAUCUCUGUUCGUUUGAUUUCCCUUUUCGUUUUUCCACAAUCCAGUGCUUGCCGAAGAACUAAUCUUUCCAACAAGGAAGCGCACCGGUGUGUGUUCUGGUUAUGGGGAGGAAGAAGAAGAGGGUUUCGUCUAAGGUAUGGUGCUACUAUUGCGACAGGGAAUUCGACGACGAGAAGAUAUUGGUGCAGCAUCAGAAGGCCAAGCACUUCAAGUGUCAUGUCUGCCAUAAGAAGCUUUCUACUGCUGGUGGUAUGGUCAUCCACGUUCUUCAGGUCCACAAAGAGUCAGUCACCAAAGUUCCUAAUGCAAAGGCUGGCAGAGAAUCAACAGAUAUUGAAAUAUAUGGAAUGCAAGGAAUUCCACCUGAUGUCUUGGCAGCACACUAUGGAGAGGAUGAUGAAGAGUCUGCAUCGAAGGUGGCCAAAGUGGAGAUGCCACCAACUCAGAUGGUUGGUGGUAUGGUGCCUGGAUCGCUAGGUAUUAUGUACCCUCCUCAACCAGGUUUAGCUGCAAUGCGACCUAUUUAUGCUUCAACUGGACAAGCGCAGCCUACUGCCUGGCAAGUUCCACCUCGUCCCCAACCUUGGUUUCCCCCAAAUUCAGCCGUUUCAAUUCCCCCUCCUGCCCCAUUGGGCUAUGCUCAGCCGCCACUAUUUCCUGUGCAGACUGCAAGGCCCCCACUCCCAGUAUCUUCCACUCCUAUGCUCCAGCCUCCACAAAUAACGCCUCCUGGAUUGCCUUCAACUACACCUUCAGUUUUGGUUUCUCAACCGUUGUUCCCUGUUGUUAGUAAUAGCCACGGAUCUACCCAAAGCUCUCCUUUUCCUUCAUCUUCACUUCCAACAAGCAUUCCUUUGACAUCUGCAGCAGAAAUCAAGGGCUCAUUGAGUAUACAUUUGGGUGGAGUAUUGAGCAAUUCACACUCUUAUGCCUCGGGACCAAAUACAGGCGGUCCUUCCAUUGGACCUCCUCCUGUAAUUGCGAAUAAAGCUCCUAUUCAGCCAUCAACAAAUGAAGUAUAUUUGGUUUGGGAUGAUGAGGCGAUGUCUAUGGAGGAAAGAAGAAUGUCCUUAACUAAGUAUCAGGUGCAUGAUGAAACUAGCCAGAUGAGUUCAAUUGAUGCAGCCAUAGACAAACGAAUCUUGGAAAGCAGGCUUGCUGGUCGAAUGCCAUUUUAGUUCAAGCCACGACGACGGUUUCAUGAAGCUCCAUGAUAAGCGGUAUGUGGCUGUAGGUUUCAGAAGAAUCUGUGGAAUUUGCAAGUCAGCAGGCAAAUGUUGAGAACAGGUUUUUAGGGUGUCUAACAGAUUGAGAAAUUACAUAGGCCAGACAGAAGAGAGUUUUCUUUGUCCUAUUUAUGUUGUCAAUUACCUGUAGGCGAUUAAAAAGAGAAAGGGUGUGUUCUUGUUGGUCCUUUUUGUUUGUUGUUCUUUUCCCCCGCUUAGUGCCAAAUUUGCUACCAGAAUUUGAGUUUAGAGAAAGACUUGCAGUUUCGCCCUUGGGAGAUAACUUUAUCUUCCUUUCUCCUCCUCCUCCUCCUCCUCCCUGCUGUUGGCUAUAUAAAAUGUUUUGAAGCUCAAGUCGGUGAAUAAAGCAACAUAAGAGAACGCAAGAUUCAUAUGAAA
This is a messenger RNA of Cucurbita maxima (winter squash), 1789 nucleotides long. Its product is annotated as protein SUPPRESSOR OF FRI 4-like. The coding region runs from base 266 to 1342 and encodes 358 amino acids. Lineage: Eukaryota; Viridiplantae; Streptophyta; Magnoliopsida; Cucurbitales; Cucurbitaceae. The record is from RefSeq and is a predicted model, not a curated record. Gene Ontology annotation, cellular component: nucleus. Gene Ontology annotation, molecular function: DNA binding. The transcript is spliced from 7 exons.